Messenger RNA from Vicia villosa (hairy vetch), 1188 nucleotides. RefSeq lists its product as uncharacterized. Gene Ontology annotation, molecular function: zinc ion binding; aldehyde-lyase activity; nucleic acid binding. Lineage: Eukaryota; Viridiplantae; Streptophyta; Magnoliopsida; Fabales; Fabaceae. Gene Ontology annotation, biological process: carbohydrate metabolic process. The coding region runs from base 1 to 1188 and encodes 395 amino acids. The record is from RefSeq and is a predicted model, not a curated record. The transcript is spliced from 2 exons.
AUGGAUAGGUGGAAGGAAUUUUCGUUGUCUAAGGAGGAAGAGGAGGGAGUUACGGCGGAUGUGGAAGAAAUUGGCGGAGCGGAGAUAUUCCAGAGAACGCUAGCAGGGAAGUUGUGGUCUGAUAAUAGCUUUAACUCCCGGGCUUUUAUCAGCACGAUGACAGGAGCGUGGAAACUUAAAAACCCAGUUGACACACAGGAACUCAGCAAAAACUUGUUCUUGUUCAGAUUCAGCACAAGAAGAGAUCUGGAGAAUGUACUUCGCAACGGGCCGUGGAGUUUCGACAGACACCUUCUUGUGUUAUCUAGAGUUUCAGGUGAGGAGCAACCGUCAGCGCUUAACAUGCACUAUAGCAGCUUCUGGGUUCGAAUUUACGAACUUCCACUCCUUCUGAGGACGGAAGCGAUGGCAAAGAAACUUAGGGGUAUCUUGGGAUCCUUUGAAGAAAUGGAUCAGAGGGAUGUGAACCGGAUUGGAAGAUUUCUCCGUAUCAAGGUGACAGUAGAUCUACAAAAACCUUUGAAAAGAGGGACGGUAGUUCGGUUCAAGGAAAAGAAUAUCAAAGUUUUCUUCAAGUAUGAACGUCUCCCUACGUUUUGUUUUGUCUGUGGGAAGCUGGGGCAUCAACUGAAAGAUUGUGAAACUGUGGGUGAACUGAGCGAAGAAGGAUUUGAAGAUUUAGAGGAACAGGAUUUGGCGUAUGGCACGUGGCUCCGGGCCUCCCCCCUCCCACGCUCCCAAGAAACCAGCAUUAAAAAGGAAUCAAACUCCGGGUCUUGCAGUAAAUCUCUUUUUAAUGUAUCAUCGGAGCACAGCAAGGAAGAGAUAAGGAACAAGGAAAAGAGUGAUGAGGCGGAAGUCAAUAAACCACGAGAGGUGGAGCAGCGGCCAAACGCGGUGGAUAUUUCAAAUACUGGAGGCGGCAAAGAUAAGUCAGAAAAGAUUCAGAGGGAGAGAGGGAAGAAAUGGACGCGAAGGAAUGCAAAGGGCAAGACAACUGUGGCUGAAAGUAAGAAGAUUGAAAAGGAAGUGGGAAAGAGACAAUUGAUUGAUGUGAUGGUUGUAGAAGGAGAAAUUGGGGAGUGGGGUGGAAGUGAGAAAAAGAGGAAGGGACAGAACAUGGUGGAGGAAAUUCCUGAACAAUUACCAGAGGUGGUGUUGCCAAGUCAACACCGCCUGACAAAAUGA